AUGACUGGUGCCGAAAUGGCUGGUAACGAAAUGACUGGUGCCGAAAUGGCCCGGUGCCGAAAUGGCUGGUAACGAAAUGUCGCGGAGACAUUCUCAUGGUAUCAGUGAACCCCUAAAAUUGAAUAUAUUGUUUUUCGCGAACAAAAUACAAAGACAGGACCUUAAAAAUCGAAAUCUGCAUCACAAAUAACUCCCGAUUCCCGAAAUUUUCACCUGUUUCGGAUAACCAACGCGCGGCGAGAGAUCUCUGAUGCUUCCGCCGAAUUCGUACAGAAUCUUGAAAGUUUAACAUGUUUUUUAUUGCUUCCUUAUAAUUAGGACGGUGCGAAUGUAAGUGGAACAUUCGGCAAAAGUCCCGUAUACGAAUGAACAGGUGAAAAAUUCCGGUGAAAAGGUGCGGAAUUUGCUUUCUUAUUCUCAAAUUCCUUCAACUAUUAUCAAACUGCUUGACAUGUCUCAGGUAAGUAUUGUAGCAUCUAUUUUUUCAAUAACCGGACCUAGGUAGAAGCGGACUACCUGUUGUCCCAAAGUACAGAGUACACGUACUCGGAGUGGUCGAUCAUCGGUUCCUCGUGCGAGCACAUCCACACGCCGCGCCUCGACGACGCACAAUAUCUGCUGAGUCUGCACGCGAUCACACUCAUUUCGGUGCCGUUCAACGUGAUCGCCAUCUACUGCAUCCUCUUCCAUUCAGACACACAAAUGGGCCACUUCAAGUGGUGUCUGCUCAACUUGCAGUUCUGGUACGUUCCAUCCAGGGGUGUGCGGAAAAUUUCGGAAAAUCGGUUUUUCCGAAUUUUUUUUUCGGAAAAUUUCGGAAAAUCGGGUUUUCCGAAUUUUUUUUUCGGAAAAUUUCGGAAAAAUCGGAAAAAUCGGAAAACUCACUUGUUCAUUGGUUCAAUAAAGUGUUUAAACAACGUUCUAAUACAAAAAAAUGCUUAUUAUGAUUUGAAAUCACUUGAGUGGGCGGAAGCCAAGCAAUGGAAUAUUUUUUUGCAAAAAAAUUAGCCGAGAGAAGCUCUCCGGGUCCAGUGUUUUCCGAUUGUCAGUGAGAAUCAGGGGUGUGCGGAAAAUAUUUCGAUUUUUCCGAAAUUUUCCGAUUUUUCCGAGAAAUUUUUCGGAAAAAAAGACGCUCGCUGCUAGACCCUUCCAAAAAUUUUGUGAUGCGCCUUUAAAAAGCAUACGGUGGUUUCGGACAAAUUGACCUUGAAUCCACACUAAUUUUCCGAAAAUUUUCCGUCGGAAAAUUUUCCGAAAAUUUCUCGGAAAAUCGGAAAAUUUCGGAAAAUCGAAAUAUUUUCCGCACACCCCUGGUUCCAUCUCGGGAGGUCCGCUCAUUCGAGUGUUUUGCAGGAUAGCAAUGACCGAUUCGAUGAUAUCCGUCCUCGUCGUUCCUCGCUUCUACUUCCCCGUCAUUGGCGGACGGUCGCUGGGCGUACUGCUCCGGAUCGGGUUGGACAUUCCCAAACAGAUUUAUCUCGGAUUCGGGUGUCUUGGAGGUUCGUCUCACUGAGCUUCCCACAAAUUGUUAGAGGAUGGUUACAGUAUUCCUACAGGCUUGUAAGAUAGACCCUGCUUUGAAAACGUAUAGAGUGUGCAGUGACCAGCUGAUUCUAGAAGAGAACAUGUGAAUUAUUCAGAGUCCGUCUGUCUGGUCUACGACAUAAAACUGAACACCUACACGAACGUGUUACGAAAGAGAGAAGUACACGGCGAAAUGGAAGAGCUGGCCUAG
This is a messenger RNA of Caenorhabditis sp. 36 PRJEB53466, 1735 nucleotides long. Lineage: Eukaryota; Metazoa; Nematoda; Chromadorea; Rhabditida; Rhabditidae. The record is from the annotation of a GenBank genome assembly.